UAGAUUAGAUUUAGAGGUUUGACUUAUUAUAUUUGGAAAAUUAUAUCAAACCCGAAACCGAAUCGGUUUUCCGCUGCACAGACAAAGAUCGCUCUCAUUUCUGUUCAAAUUUCAAUUUCAAACUUAGUAUUACUCCAAAUUUCAAUCUCUCCCAAUUUUCACUCUCAAUUUUCAAUUCCCACUUAUUUCGGAACCACCCUCACUCACUCUAAAUUAGUAUUACCCCAAAUUUCAAUUCCCACUCAUCCACCUAGGGUUUUCUUUUCCACUUCGAAGCUAUGCUCAAUUUCAAUUCUUCUCUCGCUCCGCGUUUCGGCGAACGAAUGACGCCGUUCUGGUGAGCUUUGGAUUCGUUUCCUUUCGUUCCCCAACGCGGAUUCGUUGCUCUCGUUUCUCACGCGAUUGUUGGAGGAGUCGUAUCGUGUUGCGUUUGUUGACCGAUGAGGUUCAAUUAGGGUUUCUCGAAUUCGGUUUUGUGAUGGGGAUUUAGGUUUUGACGAACGUUGGUGUUGUUGUUUUUGUGGAGUGGGGAAUUUGUGAAGCUAAGAGGGAUGUUUUACUCACAGUUUAUUUUGGCCAAGAAAGGGCCACUUGGGACUAUAUGGAUAGCUGCGCAUUUGGAGAGGAAGCUCCGGAAGAACCAGGUGGCGGAUACCGACAUUGGCGUCUCCGUAGAUUCCAUUCUUUUCCCUGAAGUACCAAUUGCACUCCGUUUGUCCAGCCAUCUUCUACUUGGUGUGGUGAGGAUAUAUUCUAGAAAGGUGAAUUACCUUUUUGAUGACUGCAGUGAAGCCUUGCUUAAGAUUAAGCAAGCUUUUCGUUCCACAGCAGUUGAUUUGCCACCUGAAGAGUCCACUGCACCUUACCAUUCCAUCACCUUACCUGAGACUUUUGAUCUUGAUGAUUUUGAACUACCAGAUAAUGACAUUCUUCAAGGUAACUAUGUUGAUCACCAUGUCAGUACUAGGGAGCAGAUUACACUGCAAGAUUCUAUGGAGGGUGUGGUUUACACUACUUCACAGUUUGGCUUGGAUGAGCGCUUUGGUGACGGUGAUGCUUCUCAAAUUGGGUUAGACCUUGAUGAGGUUUUGUUAAAUGACAAAGCUGCUACUUCGGAGCAUGAUGGCUUUGGUGCUAGUCUUCAUCAAAAUGAUGAAAAGAAACCGGAGAUUGAUGAUUUACCCACUGCUGCUGAAGUCAGUAAAUAUGCUGAAGGUCCAUCAACCCCUGGACUGGAAGAGCCAAAUUUAUUUGGAACUCAGAUGGAUCAGGGCAAUAAUGAAGUUGAUUAUCAUAAUUCAGCAGAUUUAAUAUCACUAGAGGCCACACAGAAAGAAUCGCUGAAUCACCAAAGGGAGAAUGAUGCAAUUGAUUGCUCCUUGCAAAAUAAUGGGAAUCAUAUUUCUUUAGAUUUGCAUCAUGAAGAUAAUGCCUGCGAUCUGGUUGAAAUGGAUAGCAAAAAAGAGAAGCAGGAGCAUUUAGCAUGCCAGGUUGUAAUGAAGGAUCAAGAAAAUUUGAUACCUAAUGAUCAUUGCUUAACGUCAUUACCCUUGGUGGACUCUUCCAAUAAAGACUACCCUACCACCCUGUUACCAGAAUGUGAAGGUGGGAUGAUCAAUGCUUCUGAUGUAGCUGAGAAGGAGGAGGACUUACAAGAUGGAGUUUUGGCAAACAAUAACCUAGUUUCUGCUCCUUUGGCAAAUUUUGUUGUUUCUGCUCCUUUGAUGAACAAUGAAAAAGUUGCUUCUCCUUCUCAUGUUACUUCUGAUCAAGAGGACCUCUCAUGUAAACCGCUGUCUAACAACAUGGAUGAAUCUCGGGGUCCAGGAUCUGAUGGUCAUUUGCAGGAUGGUAACACAUUAUCAAAGCAUGAAGUUCUGAAUGACAUUGAAAUUUCUAAGAGUGAGGGGCAAUCCUGUCUGUUUGACGAUGCUCCAGUAUCCAAUGUUAUCAGUCCUCUAGGAUCACCUGGUAGACCUGAAGUUGUUGAUGAGGAAGCUCAGGCCUCUCAAGAACUGAAGGAAGCAGAGACUUUAAACCAUGUAUCUCAUGAAGCUGUGCAGCCCACUGAAUCAAUCCUUCGGCCAUGCAUGUCCCAUCUGGGCCAGCCUUCUCUGUCAUUUAUUGAAGGUGAAAAAUGUCAUGUAACUGAUGCUUCAAAUCCUGCUUUAAGUUACCAAGAGACUAUGGAGCCUUCUGUAUCUAAAGAAACACCUAAUUCAGGGAAAACUGAUAUGCAACUUGAGAGUCAGAUAUUUAGUAAUAAAGUAGAAAGUAUUAACAGAUCUGCUGCUACUGACAUGCCAGAGCCUGAAAAGUUGCUCUCAGCUUACCAACAUGAUGGUGAAGCAAAUGAUUUGCUGAUGGCAUCUACUCCUGACAAUCAGGGUGCAACUGAAGGCCAUACAGGUGCUGCAGGAGAAAAAUACAUCUCCGGUAAAAAACGUAGCUACACAGAAAGUACUCUUACAGUGCAGAGUAUGGAUUUGAUUGAAUCUUACACGGGAGCUCAAUCCAAGAGAACUGCUGAGUCUGUUCCCGAUGAUGAUGAUCUACUGUCAUCUAUAUUAGUUGGUAGAAAGUCUUCAGUCUUGAAAAUGAAGCCCAGUCCUGCAGCCCCUGAAAUAGCAUCAAUGAAGCGUGUUCGUUCUGCUUCUGCACCACGUACUAGUGCCUUAAAGAGGAAGGUGCAUAUGGAUGAUAUGAUGGUCUUGCAUGGCGAUACAAUACGCCAACAAUUGACAAAUACGGAAGACAUUCGUCGCAUACGGAAAAAAGCUCCUUGCACUCGUCAUGAGAUUUUAAUGAUUCAAAGACAAUUUUUGGAGGAUGAAUUUUUCCAUGAACCAAUAUUUAUGGAUUUGUCUACUGAUUUGACUAUUCUGCGAAAUGAGACAUUUGAUCUGACUGGAAUCAAGGUUAUUGAGUAUGGUUUAGAUAGUUCUUCUGUAGAAAAAACAAAUGAUCAAGAGUCCUAUUCUAGAACACAUACUGAAAUUCAUGGAGUGGAGGGUAAUAAUGAACCUAUGGCAGUCCAACUCCAAGAAGAUGCAGAAGUGCAACCUACUGAGGUACCUGUUUUGUCUGAGAGUCAUCAGUCUAAGGUUAACUUGGGAUCUCAUGAUAUUGAUGCUCAUGGGCACACGAGUAUUAUUUCUCAUGUGGAGGAGCUUGACAGUUCUCAAAAUGUUGAAUUGAACAAUCUCAGAGCAAAUAUUGCAGUUUCUGAAGCUGAGAAUUGCUCUGUUGGCCCUGGGCAUGAAUCUUCAUCCUUAACUGAAGUCUUCGAAAAUGAUUUUGCUGCAUCACUGGCUCUCAUGGAUAAAACCAAUGAUCUCGUUGAUUCUAUCCAUUCAAAUAUAUUGAGCAUUCCAAAUGCUGAGAAUUUGAAUACAAUCCCUAUUCUAGAGGAUGACUUUGUGGAGGAUCAAAGUGAUAGAAAUGGAGUAGGUGCUAUUAAGUGUAGCAUGGAAACUGGAACACAAGUUCAAACAGAUGGUGUGGAUGCCAAUGAUUUAUAUACAUCCUUGGCCACUGGUUCUACAGAAACUGAUGAAUUUACUAAUAUUCAGGCUUCCUUUAAUGGUGACCUACCAUUGGAGGAAAAUGGAAACAGCUUGCUAGGGCAGUUAAAUGAGGAUCAAAUUGUUGCUUCUGGCAUGGAUUGUGAUGACAAGGAUGCAAGGCCUGACUGCAUAUUUAUUGAAAAUGCUAAAGUAGAUUGCUUACAAUCUGAAGCACUUGGAUUAGAUGAAAAAGAGAGUUUGUUGAAAGAUGAAGAAAUCCCUGUCUGUCAGGAAGCUGAACUACAAAGUACAAUGUGCCCUGAAAUUAGGAGUCCUUUAGUAGAUCAGAAUGAUGAAAAUGACAUGAUUGCUAAUGACACAGGGUUUUUGAAUGUUGGUGAUGAUGAGAUAAUUGAGGAUGAUGAUGAUUAUCAAUCAUGUGCUGAAGGAACUAACCUUGAAAAUAGCGGAUGGUCUUCCAGAACCAGGGCUGUUGCCAAUUAUCUGCAGACUGUGUUUGAUAAGGAAGAUCUACAUGGAAGAAAGGAGUUGCAUCUUAACAAUUUAUUAGUUGGUAAAACACGGAAGGAAGCAUCUCGGAUGUUUUUUGAAACUCUGGUUCUCAAGACAAGGGAUUAUGUCCAUGUAGAACAGACAAAACCCUUUGCCAAUGUUAGCAUAAAACCUCGAAUGAAGCUUAUGAAGUCAGAUUUCUGAAACCUCAUGUAGGAGUGGCAGAUAUAGUUGUAAAGAUCCAUUCGGUGGUAGUUUGGCACUUUGGCUGGAAUCUGCAGGGUUGGGAUAAUAUUUUCAACAUUUUCUCCCCGAUUCUAGCUGUGGCUUUUCAUUUAUAAUUUUUUGGAGAUAGGAUUUAGCUGUUCAGUUUUAGUUCUUCAAUGGCCGGGGGGUUGAAGUGGGCACUUGUACCAUCCUAUUGAUUAUUCUGGGUCCUAAUGUAUAUAUUUUUGUAAAAUGUCAUAAUUUGUAACUGACAGAUGCUAAUUUGUACUGGUAUGUUGUUUAAACGCAUCCCUCCAUGUAAGAAUGUUCUGCUUUCUCUAGGCAUCAGAUUUAUGUAACAGAAAGCACCUUGUAAUUUAACUGUUCGGGGACAAGGUACAUCAUUUCUGUACUUUUAUUUGUAUAGUAUCUAACUGUAUUUAUCCUUUUA
This is a messenger RNA of Glycine soja, 4677 nucleotides long. Its product is annotated as sister chromatid cohesion 1 protein 4-like. NCBI's taxonomy places the organism in Eukaryota, Viridiplantae, Streptophyta, Magnoliopsida, Fabales, Fabaceae. The transcript is spliced from 14 exons. The record is from RefSeq and is a predicted model, not a curated record. Bases 552 to 4223 code for a protein of 1223 amino acids. Gene Ontology annotation, biological process: synaptonemal complex assembly; replication-born double-strand break repair via sister chromatid exchange; mitotic sister chromatid cohesion. Gene Ontology annotation, cellular component: cohesin complex; synaptonemal complex. Gene Ontology annotation, molecular function: chromatin binding; protein binding.